Molecule: messenger RNA, 1086 nt
Organism: Suhomyces tanzawaensis NRRL Y-17324
Lineage: Eukaryota; Fungi; Ascomycota; Pichiomycetes; Serinales; Debaryomycetaceae
Gene: SLU7
Product: mRNA splicing protein
Exons: 1
Coding region: 1-1086 (361 amino acids)
Biological process (GO): mRNA splicing, via spliceosome
Cellular component (GO): spliceosomal complex
Molecular function (GO): pre-mRNA 3'-splice site binding
Source: RefSeq, a predicted model, not a curated record
AUGCAAAAUGGUGAUGAUAGACCCCAGCACCCGUCGGAAUUGAAGAAAGGCGAGGUAAAUCCGUACAUUCCAAAGUACAUCGCCGCCAAGCCGUGGUAUCAAGGCGGAACCACCGACAAAGAGGAUGAUUACCUUGCUCAUCAAAGGAAGAACCCCGAAGAGAUCAUCGACUAUAGUGAAGCCAAGGCAGGGCAAGGAAUCCAAGAUGAGUUCGAUGGCAAUGGUGAAGUCAGAGUCAAGAAGAAUGAGGACUAUGUGUCCAAAAGAGACCGUUGGUAUGGAUAUGAACUGAAACAAUGGGAGUCCGUAUUGGCAAACUGGGAAGACAUGAACAGGAAAAGGCGCAAGAAGCAGCAGCAAAAGGGAGGAGAGAGCUAUGACUCGGAUGACACUGACUAUGAGUUGGAGUUGGUGGAAUUGGGGUUGGAUCGCAAAGACUUACGUACCAGCAUCAAGGAAGACCCGUUAGAACAAACCAUUCGUGACCGACAAGAUGUACCUUCGUACAUCUACAACAUCACAAGCAACCCUGGAAACAAGAUACGCAUCGAAUACGAUCCCAAGUCGAGGUUGGCCAAGGACUUGACCAAGGGCUUCUUGAAUGAUGACACCGAGUUUGUCAGGAAACAGGCAGAUGAUGGCAUCAGUUUGACGGAAGUGCAGCGAUUUGCAUGGGAGGAGGACAACAAGAAGAAGAAGCAAGCACGGGCAGAUGUUGGUGGUGGGGACGAAGUUCCCGAGGCCAAUCCUGAUUUCAAUGUUGAGGCCAGUCCUACGUUGAUGAUGCUCAAAGCAAAACAGCACAAGGAUAACCUCUUGAUGGAGGCCAGCUUGAAGAAGCAGGCAUUGAAGGACAAGUAUGGAAUCGCCAAUGCACCAGAAAGGUCGCUGGUCAAGGAGAUCGGCAUCGACCAAACUCCCAUUUCAGACAAUGAUCACAACGGAUUAAAACGUACCAUCUAUGCCGAGGACAAGUACGACUUGAACCAUACUGCCGUGUUUGGGAGCUAUUAUGAAGAUGGAAAAUGGGGCUAUAAGUGCUGCAGACAGACGAUUCGAAACGUGUUCUGUAAUAAGAAUGAAUAG